AACACAUGGAUUUGAUUUCCAACCCCCCGGCCUUCAUUGCAAGCUGGCUUACUAACCGGCCUGCAGGGAUCAGAGAGCUAGCAGCCAUCAAAUUGGCCGUCUUCUUUGAUCUAAUUCUCCGCUUAAAUUAAUCCUUGAACGAAAGUACUGCCUUAAAAGUACUACCAGAGCGAGCCAGUACCGGACGAGAAUAUAUAUUAUUUUACAUACGGAUCGAUCAUGAUCUUCAUUUUUCUUCCAACUGUCUAGCUAGCUAGCUAUAUCGUCGAAGUUCAUCCAGUUUGUGAUCGAUCAUGAACAACAUGGAAGCUCACACCUCUUGUAAUGAAAAGGUGAAAACCCUCCGAGCAGACUUGGAGAGUUUACGAAAAGAGAACGAGACUCUAAGAUUCAAGCUUGAAGUUAUGAACAGAAAAUGCAACAUUCUUCAAGCCCAUCUUCAAGAAACAAAGGCACAACAAUUGGGCAUGAUCGAUUUAACUGCAAGCCGCUCGAACAGUGAAAUUACAAGCUGCAAGAGAUCAGUACGGAUCAUCGAGCAGCAGGUUCCGACACCUACUAAGACAUCACAAAUUUUAGUGAGAACCAACUCUACGGACAAUAGCCAAGUAGUGAAAGAUGGCUAUCAAUGGAGGAAAUAUGGGCAGAAGGUUACUAAAGACAACCCAUCACCUAGAGCCUAUUUCAGGUGUUCCAUGGCUCCGGCGGGAUGCCCCGUCAAAAAGAAGGUACAAAGAUGCGUGGAAGAUAAGUCUUUUCUUGUGGCAACUUAUGAUGGAGAGCACAACCAUGAUGUUAAUUCUCAUGUUCCAGCUCUGAUUAGGGACUCUUUAUCUUCAUCAGAUGAUGAAGUAGUACUACCCAAAGGCUCAGUGGCUAAUAUUAUUUAUCCUGAGCCCUACCCGCUUGAGAAUCACUCAUUUCGACCGUCUAUCGCCCUUGAUCUUAGUCUUUCUGGGCCAAAUGACAAAAGUCCAAGAAAUGAUGUUGUGGAAAAUAAACUCCAUAACAACAACUGCAACGACAUUGAAGAAUAUGUGGCCUCUUUAACUAAGGAUCCCAGCUUCACCGCAGCUUUAGCUGCAGCAGUUGCACGCUCCAUGCCCCACCUGCAUGCUGCCUAAACUAUCGAUCGAAGAUUGGAAUAUCAACAUGAUCAUCAUAUACUUGAUCUCUGCAUCUCAUCAAGUAAAGAGAGCAAAAUAGCUAAUUAGAAUGAUAAGUUUCUAAUUUUAGGAGUUAGUUUUUAAGAAAAUAUGGUUCGAGUGCUUGAAGUUUCUUUCUUUAAUUAACUUUUCUACUUGUAUGAAUAUUCAGUUUGGUUUUAUCUUUAAAAGAAUGGGAUCAAAGGGAAAAGGAAUUGUUAUA
Molecule: messenger RNA, 1368 nt
Organism: Juglans regia (Persian walnut)
Lineage: Eukaryota; Viridiplantae; Streptophyta; Magnoliopsida; Fagales; Juglandaceae
Product: WRKY transcription factor WRKY76-like
Exons: 4
Coding region: 294-1124 (276 amino acids)
Biological process (GO): regulation of DNA-templated transcription
Molecular function (GO): DNA-binding transcription factor activity; sequence-specific DNA binding
Source: RefSeq, a predicted model, not a curated record